CGCCUCCCCUGCUAUCUUCCCACCACAACACCAUCACCCACACACACACACACCCAAGGCGACAGAAGCGAGUCCUCGUGUUCCCGUGCACACGCGCCUAAGCUCUAACCAUGUCGUCGCAGCGGAUGGGGCGUCACCAGCGUCGGGCGUCGCAGAGCGUGUUCGCGCUGCCGGAGAACUUCGCGGCCCUCGACGACGUGCCGGCGUCCGACGAGCACCGGAAGGCGGACGGCGGCGCGACCGAGCAGCAGCAGCAGCAGGGGGCGGGGCGCCACCGGCGGGCCAUGUCCAUGGCCGUCGCCUCCUCCAGGGACCUCGAGAUGAUCAAGGAGGAUAUCGGCGGCUACAGCAACUACAAGAUCGGCGCCUAGAUUAGCGGCGGUGGCGGCGGCGCGCACGGCCGGCACGGCUCAGAGCACGCACGUGUACGGUGUUCGUAGUACGUGCGUGCCGGGCGGCGGUCUCGGCCGUGUUCGGGCCUCGGGCGCGCGGCUGAGCCUUGCUGCCGGCGGUGCCGGAGGCCGUGGCGCGUGCUGGUUUCGCUGUGGUUUGUGUAUGAUCAAGCGACCAGGCCUGGUUGAGGUCUUGCUUGCUUCGAUUCCCUUUUCUUUUGCUCAAGACAUGCAUGUAAGGUGUGAUCAUUUGCGAGUUUAAAGCUCUUCAAAAUGUCUGAUGAUGUUUCACCA
Triticum dicoccoides is the source of this 686-nucleotide messenger RNA. RefSeq lists its product as uncharacterized. The transcript has a single exon. The coding region runs from base 111 to 371 and encodes 86 amino acids. Lineage: Eukaryota; Viridiplantae; Streptophyta; Magnoliopsida; Poales; Poaceae. The record is from RefSeq and is a predicted model, not a curated record.